Molecule: messenger RNA, 288 nt
Organism: Rotaria sp. Silwood1
Lineage: Eukaryota; Metazoa; Rotifera; Eurotatoria; Philodinida; Philodinidae
Source: the annotation of a GenBank genome assembly
AUGGAUACAUCAUUAUCUAAACGAAUAUGUUCACAUCGUUUUAUUGAUCAAUAUUCUGGUAAAUGUCUUCAUUGUGGUUAUUUAAAAAUAUCAUCGAUUGAACCAUGUAUUACUAUGAACUAUUCUUUACAAAAUGAUAUUAAUGAUGAUGAUGUUGAUAGUUCAUUAGAACUUGAACAUUAUGAACGUUUAGUAUUAAUACUUGAUGAAUGGAAAAAAAAUAUGAUAAAUCGUAUUGAAACAAUAUAUAAAUCAAAACUUCAACGUUUACGUGAUGAAUUUGAAUAA